Phaeoacremonium minimum UCRPA7 is the source of this 285-nucleotide messenger RNA. Its product is annotated as putative nadh-ubiquinone oxidoreductase kda subunit protein. Bases 1 to 285 code for a protein of 94 amino acids. The record is from RefSeq and is a predicted model, not a curated record. The transcript has 3 exons. Lineage: Eukaryota; Fungi; Ascomycota; Sordariomycetes; Togniniales; Togniniaceae.
AUGUCGACCAAAUACGCUUUCACAAAGGGCCUAAAGGAGGUCCGCUUCCUCUUCUGCCAGACAUCCGAGCAGAGCGCAGCCACAAGGUCCUUCCUGACGAGGACGUACCCGACGAUGAAGAAGCACAACCCUUCCAUUCCCAUCAUGCUCCGAGAGGCGGCCGGCACAUCACCAAAGGUCUACGCAAGAUACGAAUUCGGUCAAGAGAAGAGUCAAUCAUUAGAGGGACUAUCAGACAAACAGAUUGAGGAGACAGUCACAACCCUUGUGAAGACCGGUGUAUGA